AAAAGAAACAACAAAUAAAAAGCGACCAUGGGUGUCACAUCCAGCGUGCCGAACGAGCGCCGCACAAGCAUAAAAUACUUUUCGGAACAGGAGCUUCACUGGCUGGAGAAGACGUACAAGGACCUCGUCCGUCGAUCCAACAAGAAGACCAUUGACAAGGAGACAUUUCGACAAUACUUUUCGCUGCCUGGCAUCCUCGGAGAACGGCUGUUUGCCGUGUUUGAUGUCAACAAGAACAACGAAGUCGACUAUGACGAGUUUGUGUCGGGCUUGGCGCUGUGCUUCCACGGAUCUGUCGAGAACAAGAUCAAGUUCAUCUUUGACAUGUUCAAUCUGGACGGAGAUGGUGGCGUGUGCAAGCAGGAGCUCACCACAAUGAUGUACAGCGCGCUGGCCUCGGCCAACAUUAUUCUCGCAACGAGCUACCAGCUUGACUCGCGCAACCUCAGCAAGCAGCAGCAACAGCAACAACAGCAACAACAGCAUCCGCAUUCGUCUGGCGAACCGACUUCAUCGCAAGCACAAGCGCUGUCGGGAAUGGGCAGCUCGGGCGAACUGGACAUGGUUGGAGCGUCGCAGCAUGCUUCAGCAGCAGCACCUGAGAGCCACGCGUCGCCCCAAAUGACACGACAGGGCUCGUCCACUGCAGCGUCGCAAUUGAACGGCGUCGACCUGUCUCGCGCUGUCGCAAAGAUUGUCGACGAGGCUUUCGAGUCUUGCGACACCACCAAACGAGGCCAGCUCAGCUACGAAGAGUUCCGCGAGUGGGUUCGCCGCAACCCUCAGGUGCUCGACGGCAUCUUUUCCAGUCAGCCGCUGUUUGCCCACUCGGCCAGCAUGAGGCGCUCUGCGCUGCAAAAGUCGCUCAGUGUUGUCUCGCCGGCCAUGCUGGGCCACUCGCUCGCCGAGCACAACGAAGAAGCUGCAUUCUCCCCGUCCAUGACACCAAUUACCUCUCCUCCAAUGUCGCCGACCGGUGCGGCCAGCCACAACGCGGCUCAGCUGUUUGGCUACGAUUUGGGCCCUGUGCCGUUCGUGUCCGCCACGCAAACUGCCGUCAACAUGUACGGGUCCGCGGCAGCUGCGAGCCUAGCCAUGGGCGCUGGUACUGGCACGACGGGCACUAGCACCAGCACUGGCACGGGCACCGGAACUGGCACUGCCAGUAGCACUGCGAGCGGCGGAGGCGGCUCGUCUUCCCAACCAGCAACAAUCGCGUCGUCUCUGUUUGGCGUUACUCCGCCCACCCCACUUGGCGCACCCGCGUUGAGCUCGUCGGUCGGCAGCAACGGCGGCGAUUUCUCGCUUGAUGGUCCGUUUGCCUUGACCACGCCUGCCCUGUCCACGGGAAUUGCUGUGGACGCUGUGCAGCAGCUGAGCAACAGUCCCCGCGCCACCAGCUCGCCAGCGCGGCGUCGCCAGUCCAAAGAAGGCUGGGGAACGGCAGACCAGCUUCUUGGCAGCGACGGCGACCCGAUGAGCGACUCUGAGCUUGGCACCUCGCCGCCUUCGACCGACCAGUCGCAGUUUGCAGCCCGGCCCCUCUCGUCGUACUUUGCCGACAUGGCGACCAUGCCGACCAUGCAGGGUAGCCUGUACUCGCUGACCAAGAACCCGCUCAAGCCUGUGCAUCAGCGCUACUAUGUGCUGCUCGGCGACUACUUGUACGAGUUUAAAAAGUCGACCGACUCCAAAUUCGUGGAUGCCUUCUUUUUGGGCGGAGCCUUCAUCGAGCCGUACACGUUCACGGAUGAUGACGACGACGAUGCUGGCACAGCAACGCAUCCUGAAGGCGCUCCCGCUUCGCAACCACAGCUGAUCAAGGAGAACUCUUUCAGCGUCGCUCGUCGCAGCUCGCAGCAGACGGUUUUGGGUCUCCGUCGCUCCAGCGAGCGCGGUAGCACUUCUUCCCGACGUCUUGGCAAAUCCAAAUUGCGUGAAAAGUUUGGUUUGCAGAUCGUGUUUAACGAAGAGCACUCGCUGAUUCUCUUUGGAGAUGUGGAGGCUCAAGUCGUCACGUGGCGCCAAGCGCUCGGCGUGGCAGCAAAGUUCCGCCGCAUCGAGGAUUACUAUGAUAUUUCAGGGACUGAACUUGGCUCGGGUGCUUUUGCCAAAGUCGUUCUGGGCACUUCGAAAACGUCCGACCCUCCCGCCAAGUACGCCAUCAAGAUUAUUGACAAGACGACCCUGUCCAACUCGGAGCGCGAAAGCACAGCGUCCGAGAUUGCCAUUUUGAAGCUGGUGCGGCACCCCAAUGUGAUUUCCUUCGUGGAUGUAUUUGACUCCAAGUCGACUCUCUACCUGGUGAUGGAGCUCUGCACCGGUGGCGAGCUGCUCUCUCGCAUCAAGCAAAAGGCGCUCACCGAAGACGAGGCAAGGCCGAUCAUUCGCCAACUUGCCGAGGGCGUUGCGUUCUUGCACGAGAUGGGCAUUGUUCACCGUGAUCUCAAGCCCAACAACAUUUUGUUUGUUGACAAGUCCAUCGACUCGUUGAUCAAGAUUGUCGACUUUGGCUAUUCCAAGUACGUGGCCAUCCCCGCAGACGCUUCUGCCAGCUACGCCGGCACAACCAAGUUCUGGGCUCCCGAAAUCCUCAACCAUGCCGAGCACCACAAGCCGGCCGACAUCUGGUCGAUGGGGCUGAUCAUCUUCAUCACAUUGUGUGCUGCCUUCCCGUUCGUUGGCAAGGACGAGGCGGAUGUGCUCUGGAACAUUUCCAAGGCGCGCUUUGCGACCAGCAUGCCGCAGUACAAAGCCUUGUCUCGCGAGGUGCGCGAUUUGAUUCAAAAAAUAUUUAGCCUUGAUCCCGCCAAGCGACCCACCGCGGCCCAGAUUCUCCAACACCCUUGGCUGACGGGCAUCAAACCGAGCGGCGCCACCUCCUUGACGUCUCCUCUCUUGUCGCCCGUGUUGAAUCCGUCCUCGCCUGUCUUGCAAGCCUCUCGUUGAACGAGUGUUUGCGCGUGUGAUCUUUUGUUGAUCGUUGUUGUUUGCUGUUUGGAGUGGAGAUUGUAUUUUUCGGUUGGUGCUUGUUGUCGGUUGGUUGUUUUUGCGCAGACCAGAGUGAUGGCUUUGUGCAACGAUUUUCUAUUUUGCGAUUUUUUUUCAUUUGCUUACUUUGGUAUGUUCUGUAUUCAUUGUUUGCUCAAAUUACACGUUUCAUUUGAGCACCAA
Capsaspora owczarzaki ATCC 30864 is the source of this 3174-nucleotide messenger RNA. RefSeq names its product calcium/calmodulin-dependent protein kinase I. The transcript is spliced from 7 exons. NCBI's taxonomy places the organism in Eukaryota, Filasterea, Ministeriida, Capsasporidae. Gene Ontology annotation, biological process: protein phosphorylation. The record is from RefSeq and is a predicted model, not a curated record. Gene Ontology annotation, molecular function: ATP binding; calcium ion binding; protein kinase activity. Bases 538 to 2949 code for a protein of 803 amino acids.